AUGUCCGACGAAGGCCAAGAUAAUGGAGCCAACCGGAAUGGUUCGGUGCCCGAAAUAGAACUGAUCAUUAAGGCAUCCACAAUCGAUGGCAGAAGGAAGGGAGCUUGCCUAUUUUGCCAAGAGUACUUUAUGGAUCUCUAUCUGCUGGCGGAGUUAAAGACGAUCAGCCUGAAGGUGACGACAGUGUGUAUGCAGAAACCUCCACCAGACUUUCGCACUAACUUCGAGGCCACACAUCCUCCGAUUCUCAUAGACAAUGGGUUAGCCAUACUUGAGAAUGAGAAGAUAGAGCGCCAUAUAAUGAAAUCGGUGCCAGGUGGAUAUAAUCUUUUUGUACAGGACAAAGAGGUAGCCACAUUGAUAGAAAAUUUGUACUCCAAGCUAAAGUUGAUGCUGGUGAAAAAGGACGAGAACAAGAAUAACUCGCUGUUGGUUCACUUGAAAAAGAUUAAUGAUCACCUGGCAGCCAGAGGCACCCGCUUCCUUACUGGUGACACGAUGUGCUGUUUCGAUUGCGAGCUGAUGCCGCGGCUGCAGCAUAUCAGAGUGGCUGGAAAAUAUUUUGUUGAUUUCGAUAUACCAAAACAUUUAACUGCGUUAUGGCGAUACAUGUACCAUAUGUAUCAGUUAGAUGCAUUUACGCAGUCUUGCCCCGCUGAUCAGGAUAUUAUAAAUCAUUACAAAUUGCAACAGGCAAAAGGUGACAUUAAGAUGUUGAAAAUGAAAAAACACGAAGAACUGGAGACGCCAACAUUCACCACAUCAAUCCCCGUUGAUUUGAAUGAGCAGUAA
Anopheles marshallii is the source of this 792-nucleotide messenger RNA. It is a transcript of the gene Clic, whose product is annotated as chloride intracellular channel exc-4. Gene Ontology annotation, cellular component: apical plasma membrane; cytoplasm. Lineage: Eukaryota; Metazoa; Arthropoda; Insecta; Diptera; Culicidae. Gene Ontology annotation, biological process: chloride transport. Gene Ontology annotation, molecular function: chloride channel activity. The coding region runs from base 1 to 792 and encodes 263 amino acids. The record is from RefSeq and is a predicted model, not a curated record. The transcript has 7 exons.